AUGGGGCUGUUUUCCAAGGAUUGCAUCCUCCCUUGUCCUUUCCCAGCUGGAAAUGAUGAAGUAAUUUAUUGGAAGAAAGGGGAAAAAAACGUGCACAGCUACUACUACCAGAGGGAUCAGCUGGAAAGGCAAGACUCAUAUUACAGACACAGAACACACCUUUUCCACGAGAAAAUUCCUAGUGGAAACGCCUCCUUGAAACUUAGUAACCUGACCUUGACUGAUGAGGGCCCUUAUAAUUGCUAUGUGGGAACAAGGCAAACUAAAACAGAAGUGGAAGUCAUGCUGCAUGUAAGAGACCAACUGUCUAACAUGGAAGGAAGUAGCACUGCAAUUCCUUGUGAAUACAGCAAUAACACUGCAAACACUGAAGGUUUCAGAGUUGUCUGGACCUUCAACAGAAAUGCAGUGAUUUCAGUCCUGGCCUCCUUCAAUGGUACAUCUCACUCUUACCAGCCUCGAGUCCAGAUUAACCAAAAUGAUUUUUCACUGAUGUUGCGUGAUCUUACUGCAAAUGACAGUGGAGAAUAUCUGUGUAACAUUUCAACACCUCACUACACAAAACUUACUGUGACAACUUUGCAAGUUGCUUGUUGUGGCAAAGGUCUCAAAAUUGGUGGCUGCCCUCAGUUGCCACUGACUGCCCCCGGAGCUAAGGGUACAGGGAAACUCUCUAAAUCAUGUCCUAAAUGCUCCGCUAACAGCAAAUAUGGUCUUUAA
Messenger RNA from Haliaeetus leucocephalus (bald eagle), 720 nucleotides. RefSeq names its product HERV-H LTR-associating 2 (gene HHLA2). Gene Ontology annotation, cellular component: external side of plasma membrane. Gene Ontology annotation, biological process: cell surface receptor signaling pathway; positive regulation of T cell proliferation; T cell costimulation. The transcript has 3 exons. Bases 1 to 720 code for a protein of 239 amino acids. Lineage: Eukaryota; Metazoa; Chordata; Aves; Accipitriformes; Accipitridae. The record is from RefSeq and is a predicted model, not a curated record.